Erythranthe guttata (spotted monkey flower) is the source of this 1931-nucleotide messenger RNA. RefSeq names its product ABL interactor-like protein 2 (gene ABIL2). Lineage: Eukaryota; Viridiplantae; Streptophyta; Magnoliopsida; Lamiales; Phrymaceae. The record is from RefSeq and is a predicted model, not a curated record.
AAAUAGCUAGAGAUGAAGAGCAGUAAAUAGGUAAAUAAGCACUCAAUUAGUGGUCCUUUUUCCCCCCCUGUUUUAAUGGCGAAAAGGUUUUUUUUUUUAAAACAAAACAAGAAUAUAUCACGGGUUAGUGGUGACCCACGAAACAGGGCAAUGAUUAGAAUUUAGAAGAAUUAAGGAGAAUAGUCUAAGAAAAUUAAAAGAAUAGAGUAAGCCCCAAUUCUUGAUUCUUGAUUCUUGAUUAAAAAAAAUAGAGAGGGGUUCCAACUCAAACGUCAAAUGCUUCAAUUUCUCUCAUAUUUAGUACCACCCACAACGUGUUUGUCUUAAUGCCUGUGUGACCUCUUCGUCUUCAUAUAUUUUUUUUUGGCCGACUUUUUUUACACAAUACCCCCACCAACAAACUAGAAAGAAAGAAGAUAGAAAAGAGAGAAAGAAGAGGGAACCCACCAAAAAAGCUUGUCGUUUUCUUCAUCAAAAUCUUGGUACCGAACCAUUAUAGUGAUUUUGAUGUUUAUUGGGGCUAAUUUGCAUUGUCUUGUUUUGCCUUUCUUCGAAGCUAUACUGUAUGUGUGAUCAAACUAUUGGAUGGGGAAAGUGAUUCUUGGGUGUCUAUAGUUUUGCAUCUCGUUAGUGUGAACAACGUUUUCACCACUACCUUCUUGCCUGUGUGGUGGGGUUCUCUCUCUCUUCUUUUUUAAAAUUAAUUUCUUGGGAGACUGAGAAAUUAGUUCAGAAUUUUGCGAAUUUGAAGGAUAACGACUUUGUAGCUACUAAUUUAGUGACAGUCCUUUAAUGGAGACAAUGACUCCACCUGCUUCAGUGCCCUUCCCUCGUGAGCCCGCCAAUUACGACGAGGUCUCUAUGCAGCAAAGUAUGCUCUUCUCCGAUAGUUUGGAGGAUUUAAAGAAUCUUAGGAAGCAACUGUACUCAGCUGCAGAAUAUUUCGAGAUGACUUACAUUAACGACGACCAAAAGGAUAUAGUGGUAAAUACGUUGAAAGAUUAUGCGAUUAAAGCACUUGUGAAUACAGUUGACCAUUUGGGGUCUGUGACGUAUAAGGUCAACGAUUUGCUGGAUGAAAAAGUUGAUCAAGUUUCCGGAACCGAGCUUCGUGUCUCUUGCAUUGAGCAGAGACUGAGGACAUGCCAGGAGUAUAUCGACCGCGAAGGUCUAUCUCAGCAGUCGUUGGUCAUAAACACUCCCAAUUACCAUAAACGAUACAUUUUGCCAGUGGGAGAGACUAUGGAUGGAUCGAUUCGCACCAAAUCGAAGUACCAAGGAUGCAGCCUAGAUGACGGAGAGGAUUGGUAUCAAUUCAAGAAUGCUAUUCGAGCUACAAUCCAAGAAACACCACCGCCAUCUAUCACAACUAAAGGAGGCGGCCCAUCUCCUUCUCCGAAACUUGCCCAACCAUCCGGAAACUUCUCCUUCUCUAAGAAGAUACCGAAUAAAGAUUUAGAAAAGAGAACAGCAUCACCACAUCGGUUUCCACUUUUACGUUCGGGCUCGUUAUCGAGUAAGCCCACAACUCCAAAAAGCUCAAAUCCAAGCACACCAAAUCGGAGCAGGCCCACCACUCCAAACCCUUCUUCCGGAAGACCAACGUAUAUUUCCGAACCGAAAAAAUCGGCUUCAAUGCGUAUUCGUUUCGAUAAAGAAAGUCCAAAAGAUGGCGAGCAAUUCCCGAGCAAAAGUAAACGGUUGCUCAAAGCUUUGCUCAGUCGGCGAAAGUCGAAGAAAGAUGAUACUUUGUAUACUUAUUUGGAUGAAUAUUAAUGAUUUGGUAAAUCAGGUUGAAAGAGAGAACAUUUUGUUUAAUUUUUCCUAUUCAGGAUUUCGGUUUUGUAUCCUGUUUUUUCACCAUAUCUUAUUACAAAAAAGUGUAAUUUAUCAGAAACAUUUUAUUUAUAUAGUCCAAUUGUUGCUCUGUU